CUGAAAUACUUUUUCACGACAAUAACAAUGUCACACCAUUGUGUUCUCUUCCACCAUUGAGAGACUGUUAUAGCUAAAAAUAUGUUUUCGAUCGCAACUUCUUCUUCUUCUUCUUCCCCACUCAUCAAUUCAAGCUUCAAUUCUCAAAAUUCGCCGAAACCGCUUAUCCCCAUCAUGUCCGCGUCCUCUGGGUUCAAAACCCUAACUGAGAAUUUCACAGUAAAGGUUCAAAGAGCAGAGAACCGCGAACUCAACGUCCCCCUGCUCUCCCCCUUCACCAUCGCUUCGUCACGCCUCGACUCCGUCGGAAACGUCGCGAUCCGAAUCGAGCUCACCGGCGGUUGCGUCGGCUGGGGAGAAGCUCCGAUUCUACCGUCCGUGACGGCGGAGGAUCAGAUAACAGCCAUGGAAAAAGCGCGGGAAGCUUGCAAGGUUCUCAAAGAGUUACCGGAGAUGAAAUUAGGUCACGUUCUUGAGGAGAUCGGUGGGAUUCUACCUGGGCAUCGAUUUGCAUCUGUGAGAGCUGGGGUUGAGAUGGCUAUGAUUGAUGCUGCUGCUAAGAGCGUUGGAGUUCCCUUGUGGAAACUAUUUGGUGGGGCUUCGAAUACAAUCACCACCGAUAUUACAAUUCCGAUAGUUUCUCCAGCUGAAGCUUCAAAGUUGGCUGCAAAGUACAGAGAAGAAGGGUUUAAAACCUUGAAGCUCAAGGUUGGGAAGAAUCUUAAGGCUGAUGUUGAAGUUCUCCAGGCUAUACGUGAAGUCCAUCCUACGUGUUCCUUCAUUUUAGACGCAAAUGAGGGUUAUAAAACAGAGGAAGCUGUUGAAGUUCUCGAAAAGCUUCAUCAAAUGAAGGUUACGCCGGUUCUCUUUGAACAGCCUGUCCAUAGAGACAAUUGGGAAGGUCUCAGACAUGUGACUCGAGUUGCAAAGGAGAGAUUUGGAGUCUCUGUUGCAGCAGACGAGAGUUGUAGAGACUUGACUGAUCUCAAGAGAAUCAUAAAAGAUGAUACGGUAGAUGUUGUUAACAUCAAACUCGCUAAAAGUGGUAUCCUCGAGGCCCUUGAGGUGAUUGAAUUGGCUAGAGCAUCUGGAAUUGAGCUUAUGAUUGGGGGAAUGGUGGAGACUAGACUAGCAAUGGGGUUCUCUGGUCACCUUGCUGCUGGCACUGGUUGUUUCAGAUUCAUCGACUUGGACACUCCACUUCUUCUAGCUAGUGAUCCUGUACAAGGUGGCUACAAAGCUUCGGGUGCUGUCUAUGAGUUUACAGAUGAAGGCGGUCACGGAGGAUAUCUUCAGUGAAUGAACUUGCUUUGUGAAUCUACUUAGGUCCUUUUUAUGUUAGUUCAUAGUAAGCAAGUCUCAAGUGUUAUGUUGGCUUUUGUGCUUAAGAAAAGCAUUACACCUUGUCAUUUCCAGUUUUCCUUAAAUAAGUGAAUGUAACUUACAAGUGUUGUAACAUGUGGUCCAAAUAAAUGACAUUCAUCGCAUUGAACUGAUUGGUUUGUUUCUGAAACACACACAACAAGCAGUCAAAUUCACAAGCGAAUAGGUUAUUGGGCCAUUACAGUUU
This is a messenger RNA of Eruca vesicaria subsp. sativa (arugula), 1570 nucleotides long. The record is from the annotation of a GenBank genome assembly. Lineage: Eukaryota; Viridiplantae; Streptophyta; Magnoliopsida; Brassicales; Brassicaceae.